Messenger RNA from Nerophis lumbriciformis (worm pipefish), 2265 nucleotides. Lineage: Eukaryota; Metazoa; Chordata; Actinopteri; Syngnathiformes; Syngnathidae. The record is from RefSeq and is a predicted model, not a curated record.
AUGGAGCGGCUGAUUCUGUGUGUGCUGCUUUGUAGCGCCUUGGUGAAGGGCUACAGUUGUCCUGGCCGCUGCAUCUGCCAGCAUCUGUCUCCCACACUGACACUCCUUUGCGCAAAGACAGGCCUCCUGUUCGUGCCGCCCACCAUCGACCGUAAGACGGUGGAGCUGCGGCUCACUGACAACUUCAUCACCGUUAUCCGCAAAAAGGAUUUCUUCAACAUGACCAGCCUGGUACACCUCACUUUGUCCCGCAACACCAUUAGCCAGAUCACUCCUCAGGCCUUCAUAGGCCUACGCUCGCUGCGAGCACUGCACAUGGACGGAAACCGCCUGAGUGCAAUCAGGAGCGACCAUUUCAAAGGCCUGAAUAACCUUCGGCACCUUAUCCUCGGGAACAACCAGAUCCACCAAGUAGCUGUUACCUCCUUUGACGAGUUUGUCUCCACUAUUGAGGACCUGGAUUUGUCCAACAACAACCUGCGCACCCUGCCUUGGGAAGCCAUAGCGCGGAUGACUAACAUCAACACACUCACGUUGGACCACAACCUGAUUGACCACAUCGGAGCAGGCACCUUCACCUUGCUCACCAAGCUGGUCCGCCUGGACAUGACAUCAAAUCGGCUGCAAAAGCUACCGCCCGAUAGCCUGUUCCAGCAUGCUCAGGUACUGUCUGACGCUAAGGGCUCCAGCUCCUCCACCUUGGCUGUCAGCUUUGGGGGGAACCCGCUUCACUGCAACUGCGAGCUACUCUGGCUUCGCAGGUUGACCCGUGAGGAUGAUCUGGAGACUUGUGCCUCACCUGAACACCUCAUGGACAAAUAUUUCUGGUCCAUACAAGAGGAGGAGUUCAUCUGCGAACCGCCUUUGAUCACGAAACACCUUGCCACCAAGCCCCACGUGAUGGAAGGGCAGGGGGUCACCCUAAAGUGCAAGGCAGUGGGUGAUCCUGACCCAGAGAUCCACUGGCGUUCACCAGAUGGCAAGCUGGUGCACAACAACUCCCGAACCAUCCUGUAUGAAAAUGGAACGCUCGAUAUUCUGAUCACCACUCUUAAGGACAGUGGAGCGUUCAACUGCGUGGCCUCCAAUGCGGCGGGCAUCGCCACAGCUGCCGUGGAAAUAAACAUGAUCCCACUGCCACUGUUUGUUAACAACACUGGCCACAUGCGUGAAGACCCAGGCCUGUCGGACAUCACCACUUCGUCCAAAUCGGGCAACGACACUAAGGACAGGCAGGGUAAAAGGGUGUUGGUCACUGACCUUACUUCAUCAUCGGCUGUAGUCCGUUGGCCAUCUGAACGUCACAUCCCCGGAAUCAGAAUGUACCAGAUACAGUACAACAGCACUGCUGAUGACACGCUGGUGUACAGAAUGAUCCCUCCUAGCAACAAGGAUUUUUUGAUCAACGACUUGGCAGCGGGUCGUGAGUAUGACCUGUGCGUACUGGCCGUAUACGACGACGGCGUGACAUCAUUGACGGCCACGCGUGUAGUGGGCUGUAUCCAGUUCCACACUGCUAGAGAGGUUAGCCAGUGCCGCUUCAUGCACAGCCAGUUCCUGGGAGGCACCAUGAUCAUCAUCAUCGGCGGCAUCAUCGUGGCAUCCGUCUUGGUGUUUAUCGUCAUUCUCAUGAUCCGCUACAAGGCCUAUGGUGGUCCCGAGGAGGUCAAGGUCAAGGCGGGCCCCGGUGUCCGCUCGCAGGCUAAUGGCAGUCACCGGCGGCUGCAGCGCUCCGCGUCUGGGCAGCCUUCGGAUGAAGGCCACCGUGACGGGUCCAAGGAAUGCAUGGCGCUCGUUCUGAAGACAGACCUCGAGAAGGAGGAGGACACCAAAGCUGUUGUGGCUGUCGGGGCAUCAUCCGCCGUCCUGGAGGUGGAGCUACCGCCGCCGACCAAGCGAAGGACCAGCCUGCCGCCAGAGGACACACAGAAUGACACUCAGACGGACAGCAGCCUGACAGGCUCCACCAUGUCGCUGUGCCUCAUCGGCCCUACCGCCGCCUCCACUGAGGCGCCGCGAUUCCUGGACAAAAAGGGCGUACUGGCCAACACGGGGUUGCUGAUGUCCAACGAUCUGGCACGAACUCGGCACAGGUUCUCUUUCGAUGGGGGGGACUACUCCAUAUUUCAGAGCAACAGUUACCCGCGGCGUGCCAGGACGAAGUGGCACCGCUCUACCAACCAGCUGGACACAGAGUCGUCGCCCCUAGCCAACCGCAAGGUGACGUUCAGCAGCACUGAGUGGAUGCUGGAAAGCACAGUGUGA